This is a messenger RNA of Pelobates cultripes (western spadefoot toad), 25422 nucleotides long. The record is from the annotation of a GenBank genome assembly. Lineage: Eukaryota; Metazoa; Chordata; Amphibia; Anura; Pelobatidae.
AUGGAACUUAAGGGUAAGAAAUUCUAAAGCUAAUGGAAUGAUAUCAGAUCCCUGAGAAGUAGAUAGAAAAGAAACCUCCCAUUCUUUGAAUUCCUCAAUCAUCUUUCUAUAACUUACCCUAAUUCUGCGUCUUAAAGAUGAAUGUCCAGGACCUGAUCCGAUAAAAAGGGAUGGGUUAACAGCCUACCAGGGCUGCGAUCCACAUCAGCUGCAGAAGCUUGAGCAAAAGAUCGCGGUUUCCCUGAAAGCAGUCCACAGUCAUGCCCAAUGGGAUCUUGGUUCCCUUGACAAGAUGAUAGAUCAAGGGGUACCAAGGUCUAAAGGUCCAUACUGGGUAAACAAGAACUAAACUCUGACCCUGUCUCUGUGGAUCUUCUCCAGCACUUUCAUCAGUAAAGAUGGAGGGGGAAAGGCAUAAGAGGCUGAAACAUCUGUCCAUUGGAAAGACAGUGCAUCAGUUUUCCAAGCUCCCUUUGUCCAAAUCCUGGAGACAAACCUUUGUUUGUUUGUGCAGACGUUUGGUAUGCAAACAUAUCUACUUGUCUCUGGUCAAUAUUGCUUUCUAUCCAUUGGAAUAGAGCAAUAUUCAAUUGAAUCGUUGCCAGAGACAAACUCUGGUGAGAGAGAGAAUCUGCAAACUCGUUCGCCUCUCCCGGAACGUAUUCUGCGUAAACCCGAACUUUGUUUGCUAAAGCUGAAGAUCAGAGAUCUAGAGCCUCCAAACAAAGACCCCAUGACCUUGUGCCCCCUCUGUGGUUUAAAUAAGCCACCCCUGUCCUGUUAUCCAAUUGGACUAUUACCAAUGUUGGUAACUGGUUAAGAACUAGGCCCUGAAGAGCUAAUUUUAUUGCUCUUAACUCUAAGAUGUUUAUAUGAAGGAUUCUCUCUUGGUCUGACCAAAUUCCUGUUAUCGGGUUAUGGGCUGUAAACGCACCCCAACCGUGAUUUGAGGCAUCUGAUGUCAGAGUAACUGCAAACGGCUGCUCUAACAGGGGACAAUGAAGUGGGAAUUCUAACUCCAGAAUAGACUUCAACUCUUCUGUGACCUUCUUGGGAGAAAGAAUUUUGAUUCCUAAUGGCCGCCCUGUCUUAAUUGAUUCCCUAAAAAUAGCUGACUGCUUCUGCAAAGUAAAGGGGAAUCGUCGUAGGCUAGUGUUAAAGCUAUUAAUUUCCCGAUAAUCUUUGCCAGAUGUCUCAAGGACCAACUCUGGUGCCUGAGAGAGGACUAUCGAAGCUCCAACGAGAUUUGUCAUUUUUUUCUGGAAGGUGUUUCAGGUGGUCAAACAAAGGAAACACACUUUCCUCUUUUGGGAUCCUGUCCCUUUAAUUUUUCGCUUACUCAAACAAGUAUGAGGGGAAGGAGGAGAGGAAACAUUUUCCUCCUCCGACGAACUGGCAGAAGAGACCAACCGCCUUUCUUUAUUCUUUUUAUGUAAAACUUGGACCAUAUGUCAUGUAUCCUUCGUAUCCAUGUGACAAAAACGUUUUUUAACUUUGGCUUCAUUUUGACUUCCCUGACUUCCGGUACCCUUGACAUUUGACUUUUCCUUAUCGCUGUGUCUCGUUCGGUGUCCCUGACCUCGGCUAGUUUUCUGACUAUUCUCGGGUACGUUAAGUCCGGCAAUUCUAGGGCCCGGUAAGACGUUACCCUUAUUUCUAGGGUGUGAUACUAUUCUGUGUGCUGGAUCAAUAUAAUCCUGACACCAUAUCCUCCUCAGAAGAUAAAGGGGCUCUUAUAGAGCUUUCUAACAUUGAUGGGGCUGCCUCUAAGAGAGGCAUACACUAAAUCUGUGGCAGACACGGAGUCUGCCAUCAAUUAUGCCAUUUAAAAAAAAUCUGAGGUAAUCAGAAUUUCCGCGCUCAGCACGGCUCUCCUGAUUACCUGAAACGCUGUUCCUGGGCAGGAGCACAGUGCAAGCAGCUCUUGCAUUUGACUUCAGGAAGCUGCUGCAUGCCCACUAGUUUUGCUAGGUGGUUAUGCCUUCCAGAGGACAAAUAUGGAUCACAAAGACUAUGAGAUCUUUCAAACUUUAAGGGAGAUCCCUAGAUGCAACUUCAUCUUAGGAAGCAGUUGGCCACUAUUGGUCCAAAUAACCUCUGAUGCCAAGGUGCAGAAUUCGAGGGAACAGUCAGCAACAGACCAAAACCAAGGUGUUUUAAAAACCUUAUGAAAAGACGUAAUUAAUUUGUGAUUGUUAUAGACCAUGGGUUAUAACUAUUCCCCUUUGGGUUUACUUUAUCAGAUAGGAGAUUUGGCUCAGCCAGAAGGAAAAGAUUUGGUGGACAUCUCAAAACGUAUCCCCACCUGGUUAAGGAACCCUAUACAUGCCUUCAGGUCCCCUUCAUAUCUGGAAAGAGGGGUUGGAUGCACCAAUGGACAAGGGGCAAAGGAAGGGUCUACCACAGCUGGCACAUGAGAGGAAGUGGCUGUGAUUUGACUCUAUGGUUACAAACAGGUGGUAUGUGCUGAGCGUUUUGGCAGCCUUUGCGAAUUUGUCCAAAUGGUGAUCUAAUCACACUCAUUAAAAUAAUGUAGCAGAGAAGGAAGAAAAAAGAUCUCCAGGCUAAACGGCAUUUAAUUGUCAUGGAUGUAGUGUGAUGUGGGGGGGAAUUAGUGACUAGGCUUGUGUGUUUUAGGCAGUCUAGUGAUUCCCAGCAUGGAGGCAACAGAUAUUUACCCAUGAAGGUGUAAUGGGAGGCUUACAGGGUUAUUCACUGAAGUGAGAAUUUAGAGUGGAUUUCAAAUUGAGAGGGAUCCUAUAGUGCCAGAAAAACAAAGCAGUUUUCCUGGCACUAUACGGUUAAUAGGUCCCCCUCUCCCUCGCGCUGGAUCCACUUACCUGAAUCCAGCGCCGAUGUCCCUCAGCGCUGCGUCAGGCUCCGCCCAUGCUCAUCAGCCGGCAGGGAGACCUAAUGCGCAUGCGCGGCAAUGGCCACGUGCACAUUUGACCUCCCCAUGGGAAAGCAUUAUUCAAUGCUUUCCUAUGGAGAAAAUCUGACGCUGGAGGUCCGUGAGGACGUCCAGCGUCAGAUAAUGGACCAAAAGUCUGUUAGGAUUCCGGAAGCACCCCCCCAGUGGCUGUCUGGUAGACAACCACUGGUGGCAGACUUAGAGCUGCAAUGUUUUACACUGCAGCACUAAGUGCAAAAGGGUCACAGCACCCAGACUACUUCAAUUAGCUUUAGUAGUCUGGGUGCCUUCAGUGUCCCUUUCAGGCAGAAGCCAAAGUAGAAGUAUAAAAAGAUAAUCCAUAAAAAUUGGGGAAAAAAUACUUUAGGGACUGGUCACCGAAGGUGUGUAAAAUGCAACCAAAUAAAAUCUAAUGUUAUAAUAACAAUUAAAACAUAAAAUUAGUUCAUAACAAUUGAUAAAUUGCAGUCAAUAUUGUAAGAAGUCCACAGCCCAAAUAUAAAAGUCCAAAUAACAUCAAAUAUUGAAGUGUGAUGUAAAAAUAUUCAUAGCAACAUAGUGUGCUGACUGUAUAUUAAUCCUGUUAGAGAACUCAAUAAUCUGGUACAAGUAAGCUCUGUCUAUUUGCAGGGGGUGAGGUAUUUUGUCGUAUAUUGUAUUUUAGAUAGAAAUUGUGAGUAAAAAACUAAAUCUGCUCUAUACCCUGUUGACAAUGCUAGUAUAUUUAUGCCACAGCACCUUCUAAUGCACAAAUGUAUUAGUUGGGUUUGUUCAUUGUGGUGAGGUAAUUCAGACUAUUCUCUCUUUUUCCUUUGCUUUUUGAAGAUAAAGAAAAUACAACUCCAUUUCUUUUGUAAUUUAGGACCUCAGUUAUUUUGAUAUUUAGCUGGUAAAAUAUUUUUUCCAGUGGCUACAAUAUAAAAAUUACUGAUCAACCUUUGAUUGUCCUUAACCCGAACUAAAAAAGGGGUGCUUUAUGUCCUGGAACAAUUUAGAAUUUGGAGCAGAAAAUCGGGAUGCAUGUUAUCUCUGUCAAUUUGAGAAGAGUUUGGGUUGGCAAUGAUUAGUAGUAGUCACCCUUGUUGCAGCAAAUGUGUCAUUUUAAUAUGGAUAAAUUGUUACUCCUCUAUUUAGGUGAAUCCUGGAGAUACUUCUAGUUUAUGAGUGCACCAAAUAACACUUCAUCUUGGUUUCUAUUUGCAUACCUUUAAAAUAAAAGCUAUAGUUUAACUUUAAUGCUUUUGGUAGGUACACACUCAUCGUGUUUGCUAUUUUGCUAAAAUUUUCCGAGUGUAUAUAAAUAAAAUCUGAGCAUGUGAAAAAAAAAAAAAAGUCUCUAACAAUCCUCAGCACGCAUUUUAGUCAGCCCUUUAAAAUUCAGCUAGAUACAAUUCGAAGUUUAGUGAAUAGACCCCACCACAUGUACCAACAGGGAUCACAGAGCCUUCAGUUUACAACAACUAUAUAAUCUGUGUACAACUUGUAGCAAAGUCACCAGGCACAGAAGCACUAGGAAAUGUGAAUAUGCCAAAUUACCAAACAACAACACUCCAGCACAGCCUCUCCGCUCUGCCUGUUUAUAGAGUCCCUUGACGUCACUAAACAUCUUUUUCAAACUUGGCGCCCUCACGCCGCCAUCCUCCAAUGAUUCCAGCGCUUGUCGCCGCCCCUCCGAGCAGUCUCGGCCGUGUUGCUGUCGCCCAGAACUACAAGUCCCAUUCCAGCCGCCCGGCUCCGCCUCUCGCUACACAUGCGCAGUGGAGGCCCGGUCCGCCAUUUUGUGAAGCAGGGGUCUGGAGCGAUUAAACGGUGAGCUGGAUCUCGUCAAGCGGCUCCGUUCCCGCCUCUCCCAGCUCUUCUCCACGGCAUCCAUCCAACCUGCCGGAAAAGCAGAAAAAAACCGAGAAAAAGCAUCGCAGGAGAGGUAAAGAGAGUGGGAAAGGCAAGUUUUGCAGGAGCUUUCUCCGGCCUCUAGGUGUCACGAUGGGGCUCCGGUUCGGGCGGCAGACGGGGAUGUUUGUCUCCCUCUAUCGUUAUUGUAAAUUUGGUUAGAAAAAAUGUCUGGAAGUCGGGCCCAAGUGUAGCCUCCAUAGUACUGACCGUGCCUGUGACAUGGAUGCUGGUCAGAGAAAGGAGUGCGAGCUCAAUCCGGAUUCCCCCCGAUUUCAAUGCAGUUUUAGGCCUUUCCUCCAUUUUCUUUUCCACCCGCUCUCCUCAUCGCAUCCCACUGCGAUCGAGUAUCUGCGCAACAAAAUUAUCCCCUCUCUCCAGUAAAUCCAUCGACUCCGACAUGGUACUGGGUCAUGAAUGAUUAUUAAAAAACGGGGUACACGGAGAUAUUAUUUCCUAGGGUUCACCUUAUUCCCGCUUUUUCCUUCCAACCUUUAUGGUUACUUCGUACUAUGUAGAUCUGUAUUCAUAUAUUUACUGAAUACAAUUACUUUUUCAGAAUGGUAGGGAUAAAAAAAAAAAUAUAUAUGUAUUUUUUUUUGGGAAAAUGAAAAUCACGAUGCCUCAUAUUGAUUUUAAAUCGAAUAAAUAAAUCAUUUUUAUUUAUUUUUUCGCCCUCAUUUUUGUGGGUGGGGGCUUAUAUAGCCUCUUACAUGACGAAUAUUAUGCGAAAUGGACUAAUAACUGGUUGAUAUCGGAUACGUUGUGAUGAAUAUUCUAAUUAGAAUGUUGGGUUUUCUUUGAAGCUGUACUCCUGGAACAUUACCCAAAUCCGUAAAUCCAUUUGCUCAGGCGAAGUUUAAUGAUCCAAGAUUCCACCGCAGGAGUUGGGUUUAAAAAAAAAAAAAUCUUUUUCGUUUUAUGUUGUGCAAUGGAACAAGUUGUUGAUUCGCGUACUGUAGGGUCUCCGCCAGUUUCUUAUUGAUUGGUCCCCAUGGUAAAUUAACUCUUUCUACUUCAGACAUGCGGAAAGAAGAGACACAGAAGGGUCAGAAUUGGUUGGAAGAGCUCCCUCUGUAAUCAGGCUGAGUUUAUCCUUCCUUUCCUCCUCCCUCUUGGAACUAAGCACCUUUUUAGAAGCUUAUAUAGAUUGUGAAGUUUCUAUUUUUUUUACGAGCGAUUUCAAACUAUUUUGUAUGCAGACUGGGUGUUUUGUUUAUUUGUGCUGGUGCAGUGGUGAUUAAUUCGAAUAAACCAUUAUAUAACAAGUGAUUUAUUUCAUGGUGCAAAUUUUAUGACAUGCAUAAUGUCUGCAUGCAAGUGGGACUUAUUUAUGAUAGUUUUGAACUUAUUCUUGUUUUCAGCAUCAAAACAUAGUUUUUGUCACAGGCUAGUCUAUUUAGCUGAAACAUUAUACAACUACUUUUUAUAGCAGCAAAAAAAAAAAAAUCCAUCUGAAACUGUAAAACCGUGGGACCAUGCCACUUAAACAUCCUCUACUGAAUGUAUCAAAAGUGGAUCUUUAAUUUUGUAAUGCUCACUCUAAGAAUGCAAGAUUUAUUUAUAUAUAUAUAUAUAUAUAUAUAUAUAUAUAUAUAUAUAUAUAUAUAUAUAUAUGUGCACUCACAGGUCUUCAAAUGUGGUUCUAUUUAUUUUACAUGCAAAAAUACAUGUGUGCAAAAAUCCAGUAAAUCGACGUUUCGACCCCUAAAGGGUCUUUUUCAAAAUAAAUAGAACCACAUUUGAAGACCUGUGAGUGCACCUCUGUUCAUUUUUUGUAUAUACUCAACGCCAAGGUUUGCACCCAGGCUGUAUUCAUUAUAUCUUCAAUAUAGGGUGAGUGCCAAGGUCUCUUUUUAUAUAUAUAUAUAUAUAUAUAUAUAUAUAUAUAUAUAUAUAUAUAUAUAUAUAUAUCUCUCUCUCUCUCUCUCUCUCUCUCUCUCUCUCUCUCUCUCUCUCUCUCUCUAUAUCUAUAUCUAUAUAAUUUUUUUAAUUCUCCUUACUGACUACUUUUACUUUAGUAGUGGGACCUGCUUCUUUACAAAGCAAUAACUUUUUUGAGACACACUUAGGGCACCAACAACACUUAUGUAGCUUUUAGGGCUAAACAACUGGUUAUACUUGUGCAUACUCUAUUUUGUGUAGAUUUGGCUAAAUACAGCAAUCCAAAAUGUUUCUUGGUAGUUCCUAUACCUAUGUGAUGUGACAACUCUCACCCACAUUGUCCCUCUUUAUUAUGCAGUCUUAAGUAACCAACUACCGUAUAUACUCAUCUAUAAGUCAAUCUCGUGUAUAACUCAAGUGCAGUUUUUUGACCAACAAUUGUCAAAUAUGCUAUGACACGUAGAUAAGUCAAGGGUACGUUAUUUAAUGGAAUUGUUUGGUUACUGAACAGACUCUGUGUGGUUCCCCUUGUUAACACCUCGUAAUCACCGACUACCCCGGCUGUUAACCACUGUUGUCUCCCAAACGCAGGCAGCGGUAUUGAUCUCUAAGACGGCUACAUGAACCCUGCUGAAACUUGUACCCCUGCCCGUUCAACUUCCCGACCAGCUAGGAGAACGGUGUUCGGGAAUCGAAUGCAGUGCAAUGUCGACUCCCGAACGUCGUACAAAAUUCUAUCGAAACUAGAACUGCCCUGUGGAUAAGUCGACUCUGCGUUUCAAAUUAAGUUUAAGACUAAAAUUUCUCGACAUAUGCACUAGUAUAUACGGGAUGUGCUGUCAAGCCACCUCAGCAAAGAUAUUUAGGAGAUAUAGUUGAGCUGACACUGUUCAUAAGUAGAAAACUGAUAAACUGAAUGAAAAGUCCUGAAAGCUUUAAACAGAGCAAUUUUUGCUUUGAAAUCUACUAGUCAGCCCAUCACACUAUGCAUGCAUGAGUUUGGCAGAUUUAUUGGUGAUUAAAUUAUAUGCAAGUUAUCUGGUGUAGGCAAAUGACUGUCACAUUUUUAAGCUUUUCAAAUAGUUAAAAAGCUAUUUUGCAAUGUGCUCUUCAAUCCCUGCAGUUCAGGUUUAAUAUGUCGUUGCUCUCCAGAUAGGGUAAGCUAUUUCCUUGAGUGAGCAAAGUUCCAGAUAGGUGGUGAUAUGUUAAGGUAUCUGCACUAAAAGCAAACCUUCACUCCAAGCAACAUAACUACUACAGUCUUGAUGCCCUCCUAGAGUACGUAAACAGUUUAAGAAUGUUUUGACAAAUUACCUGGGUCCCACCGCCACCUCCUCAGCAAGGAGCUUGCAGGUAGCUCCAUUGCGAUAAGCCAGUCAGUGCAGGACUGGGCUUGUGGGCCGAGAGCAUGCCUUUCUCAUAUCUGUGACAGAAACUUUCAGUGGCAGAAUUUAUGCAAGUGUUCAAAAAAUUUUUAAUUAUAUGUCCACAUACUCUGGGAGGGUGCAAGAGCCUUCGUGGCACAACACCCACGACAGUGGGCUGUUGUGGUUAUUAUGUGUGAAGUGUGUGUGUGUGUCUUUUAAAAUGUGACUAAGCAUCAAACUCUGAUUUUCUGACUGAUUUGUUGUAUUGUGCUUCCAGCACAUAUUCAGGAGAGAGACAAUCUCUUGACUGCAGCUUUGCUAAUUACGGCAAUCGGUCUGGUUCACGUAAAGGAACACUAUAUUAUAGUGUUGGGAAUACAAAUAUGCCAUAGAGAUUAAUGAACUCCAUUAAUCCGAUGCUAUCCCUAGUGGGAAGAGGCUCAACGCCUCUCCGAAACCACCCUCUUAAAGUCUAAGAUGGUAGUGGUUUUUCGAUUGUAAGUCUUACAUUUACUUUCUUACUUGGUAUCCUGAGUGACAGUGUGGAGUUGGGGGAAUCUUCACACUGAUCAGUUGAAGGAGCAACAACUGCAGUAAUACAUCACCUGUAAUACAUCACCAUCAGGCUCACCUACCUCAGUUUCGAAUGCAUAUCGAUGAGUAUUUUUGUUAGUGUCUCUAUUAUGGACUUCAUCUUCCGUGGUACUCACCAAGUCUCAACACUGAACAGGAAAUGUAGUCCAGUACUACCACAGUGUUAAAGGAAUGUUCAACGUCUCCAUGCAUGUCGUGGAGAUGCUGAAUGGCAGUGCAGCACUGACACAGGAAGCACCUCUAAUGGUCUUUGAGUGACUGCUACUGAAGGUGUCCCUAGGCACUAAUGUAAUAACUGUCUUUUCUUUAAAAAGGCAAUGCUUACAUUAAAAAGCCUACAGGGACAUACUGCUGCCUAGUAACAGUCACUCAGAUGGCCAGUAGAGUCCUUGGUCUGCACAGUGUGCAGCACCUACUUUCAUAGUGUCCACGCUCUGUAUAGAGGCGCUGAAUGUUCCCCAUAGAGAUGCAUUGUUUGUGUGAAAAUUUAAUAAAAAUACAAAUGUUGGAACUCGUGAAAAAUUGGUGCUACUAUCACUUGUGUGGAUCACUCAACACACACAUAAAGUGCAACAAAGUGAAAAUGCGAAAAGUGGUGAGAGCAUUCAGUAAAUAUAAAUAUUACCAAUAUUGGCAUAGAUACUUUCCUAAAAAUAAGAAUAAAAGACCAUAGGGUAAUAUAGUUUACACAUAUAAAGAAACCUAUAUUUUUGGUCCAACUCACAUGGUUCUGAGUCACUUAAAAAGCUGACUCAAACUAGAGGUAUAAAGCUUAGAUAAAUCGCUGGUAUACUAGACUCCUGUAGUAGUCAGGAUAGAUCCUGUUCGUAUUAGUAGUGGUUUCCUCCCCAAAAAUGCAGGAUCAGGGUAAAAGCACUUGUUUAUUUAAACAUAAAUAAAACAAAUUAAUAGUAGAUACAGAGUAAGUCCAUAUAUCUUGCCACUCGACGUGUUUCGGCACAGUUCCUUCUUCAGAAGUGGAAAUGCUGAUAGGCACGUUGUUUUGCUGCGCAUGCGCAAUAUUCUCACUUAGCUAAAAUCAUUAUGACUGACCAGCCAUGGUGAAAUGGGCACGGCGUGGCAAAAAGGUGGAUUAAAAAUAACUUAAUCAUGCAAUUGGAGGAGGGCAGAUACCUAAACACACACAUUGGCACACACACUGACCGAGGCACACACUAAAUAUAUAUAUAUUCUAUACAUACACACACACACACACAAACAAACUGAGAUUUUUAUUUUAAUUGAAAUCCACUCAUCCUCCCUACCAUUGGGAGAGCUGAGUGGAUCUUUCUCUGGUGUCCAGUGGGGCUGCUCUCUCUUACUGCGUGCGAUGGGGCAGUAAUCGACCUGCAGCUCCUCUCUGCUCCUUCAUACUCUCUGUAGUGAUGCUGGGGCCGCAGUGAUGUUAUAUUCUGGCUCCAGGCAUCAUUAAACAGUGAGGGAGCAGAGAGGAACUGCAGGUAUAUUAAUGUUCCUGUGGGCGGACGCCUUAAAGGGAUAACAUCCCAGGUGCAAGGGCAAAAUUUCUAGUCACCAUGGCAACCGGACACCGGGAUUUGUUGAACCCUGGACUAUAGUAUCCCUUUUAAAGAAAUAUAAACUUUGUUUUUUAAUAUAUUUUUUUUUUUGUGGUGUGGCUUCUCUGAGAUAAAGGGUGCACAGUUAGCUUAAAUCUUUCCUAGCUUUGGGGGAGUAAAAACAUUCAUGUUUUGUUUCUUGAUGUUUAAAGAAUUAAUCAGUGGUAAAAGGUGGAUACACUUUUUUUUUUUUUACCACGUUAUUUUCAUAAAACAAUGUGCUUUGAGGUGAACCAUUUAAACAUUGAAAUGGGCAGAAUUCGGGAUACCUGGGUUUUUGGGGUUGUUUAUUUAUAUACAAAAACCCAGGUAGCUAGAAUUCAAUGUUUAAAUUGUUCACCACAAAGCACCUUAUUUCAUGAAAAUAAGGUAAUGAGUGUUGACCACCUUUUUAUAUAGGGAGGAAGCUAAAAUAAAACUUGCCCAAAGCACUUUUUAAAAUGGAAUUAUAUUUUAUUGCUUUAACCCAGGCGCUCGACAAAUCCCAGGUUGCCAUUGUGACAGAACUUUGUCCUGCCGCCUGCGAUUGAUCGGACCAAUCCCUCCUCCUCUCUUACUCCCUAUAUAAUACUAUAAGUACUGACCAGUCUAACUGCUAUAAAAAAGUGGAUAUAACACUUUAAAAUCAUUUUUAUCUCUGUGAGCAAUAUAUUGGUUUUUUUUUUUCUCCUCAUUUCAUCCAUACCAUUGAAGAGACUAAAACAAUCAUCCCUAAGGCAAGGAUUGUAACGACUGAUUCUUUGACCUUAUAAUGAUUACUCCUUUCUAGUGAGUACAAUAUUUUUUAUUUCACUCAUUUCAUACUGGAAAUAUUACACUAAUUGACUUUCUAUUCUUGCAUAUUCAUCAUAAAAAACCUCAUACAGUACCUAAACCUAUCGGUGGAGAUCAUACGCUGUUGUGACUGGAGCUUGUUUGAAGCUUCUUACUAUGUGAGUGUGGAGAUUUGCACAUAAGUGUUAUGACGUAAAAAUAGACCGUUUUUUAUUUUUUUAAUGCACCCACAAAUAAAGAAUUGUACACUAAAGAAAGCAAAUUAAUUCGGUUGCUGCCUAAAAUCAUGAACUCUCCUAUAUUAAAGGAUCACUAUAGGGUCUGGAACACAAACAUGUAUUCCUGACCCUAUAGUGCAAAACCCACCAUUUAGGUGGCUUGCCCCCUUCCUCCCCCUUACCCUCUCUAUAAAAGUUUAAAACUCACCUUAUUUCCAGCACAGCUCGGGUCUUCCCCCUUUGUGACAAUCGGCACGGGGCGGGGCCAAAUGACGUUUUUUGGCCAAUUGGGACCUCCUGAAUCAGUGCAUCUCUGUGAGGAAAAUUCAGCGUCUCCAUGCAGAGCGUGGGAACGCUAAACGACAAGACUGCUUACUGUGCAGGAGUGGCCACUUGAGGUGUCCAUAGGGGCAAUGUAAACACUGCCUUUUUUCUGAAAAGGCAGUGUUUGCAUGGAAAUGCCUGAAGGUUGUUCUGGUGACUAUAGUGUCCCUUUAAAGUAUUUCUUCUACUAUUAGAUGCUACCUGCUUCUUCUUCUCAUGGGUGUAUCAUGUUUUAACUUUUCAAGGGUUUGAGGGAAAUAUCUUGUGUUCAGUGUUCGCUUCCAAAAGUAAUCAGGUGAUUGGUCUAUUAGUGCUUGUUCAUCCUUGUGUGUAUUGCUUUCCCAGGUCACUUCCGCAUUCAAACGAGUCUUGAAGUUAAAAGCAGUAACCAAUCCCUACACUCAUUAAAAAUUAAAUAACCCCUUCAAAAAACAAAAAAUCUUCACCAUUGUGUUUUGCAGUCAUAAUUGGAUCCAAAACCCUUGACAGACUCCUCAAUGCAGCUUGAUAUGCCAUUUCUAAAGUUGUAAAGAUUGAUAACUUUUUUGUCCGAUCAAUUGCUUCUUGUAGGGGCACUUGUCAUUUGCUGCAGUUCUAUGAGAAUUAAAUCUAAUGUUUGUCAUGGCAUACUAACAUUCUGGCUUUGAACGCAAAGUAUUUGACUUGUUCAAACUAUUUUAGCCCAACGUGCCUAGUGGCUCUAGAGACAUUGAGAUUUUAAAAUCUAAACUUUCUCAGAAACCGCAUUGUUUUUAAUUUGCAGUGCUACAAGGGCAGUAUCUUUGCCCGAAGAUCAUUUAAUUAAGUGGGCACACAAGACACCUAUAUAAUAAUGCAUUUCAUAGGAUUUGAUCUCAUUAAAGGGAUACUAUAGUCGCCCAAACAACUUUUAGCCGUUUUAGUGUAUAGAUUCUGCCCCUGCAGUCUCACUGCUCAAUUCUCUGCCAUUUGGUAGUUAAAUCACUUUUUGUUUCUGGCAGAGUGUUCUGCUGGAGAUAUAGACCACAAGCUCUUUUGUGCUAGCCUUCUCUAAUCUACCCAGCGGACCCAUUUUGGUCUGGUAGUCUAUCAUGUCAUAGAUUUAUAACUCGUUUUAUCUUAGAAUAACAGAUGUGAGUGGGGAUAUCCCAUGCAAAUGGUUGGCGACCAGGUGUUGUGGCACCUUAUGUCAAAGAGUGGUUUGUUUUGUAUUGACCUUUUAAAGAGACAUGUAUCACUUUUGAGUUUAUUUUUUUUAACAAGUAUACCAAACAAAAUAAAGCAAGAAAAACUUUGAAAACUGUGUAAUAAACUUACUAUAAACUUGGUCAGAUUGCAUUAUUGGGCACAGUUGUCUCAAAUUGAUGAAUGUCCCUUUAAUCUUGGUGUCAUGGAGCCAUGGUUUUAUAGGAACCGCUAGCUUAUUUUCCAAAUCAUACUAUUCAUGGAUGACAGUGUUCAAAACUAGAUGUAAUGGCACGAUGCUAUGAGUUACACGUGCUUUGAUUUGUUGCACCAAAACUGGACAUAAACAGACUUCUCAUGGGUGUAUCAUAAAUGAGCUUUGUUGCAUUGAGAACUAUAUACAUGGUUUAGCUCACAUGCAAUACUGUACAGACAGGCCAAACACUGGUUAAAAAAUAAAUAAAUAACAAUUGCUUAAAAGUAGCAGUCAUGGGUAACUCAUUCUAAAAGAGUUAUUCACUAAAGUGUGAAUUUAGUUUGAGCAUUUAUUUUUUUAAGGAUGGAAGAAAAAAAAAGUACAUGAUGAAGGAUUUAACUUUAUCUCUGUUUAUGGGGAUAUCAAAGCAUGUGGGUAUUCAUCCUAAAAUAUUCUGAUAUACCAUCGAUGUCAUACUUUAUGAAACCUUUUGGUUUUAUCAGUGUUUCUCAUGGUUUGAAAAUAUUUGUUUAUGCAUUUGCAGUGUGACCAUUUGCAUGAUGAAAUUAAUAUGUGUAUAUAAGCUGUCACUUUCAAUGAUUAAAUAUAUAAGUUGUUAAAUGCUGCAAUAGUUUUAAAGCGUGUCCUACUUAUAUUGACUUCUGGGACACAUUUUAUACAUUGUAUAAAUCUUGGAUAUACUGAAACAUUCAAACCAAAAUUCUAGGUUAAAAACGACAAACAUUUAAAAAAAAAAUGACACUUUCAAAGUGCUAACUCUACCCUGUAAAUUCCAGGACAACAGUGCUUUAUAGAAAUGCCAAAGGUUUCUGGAAGCUGUAGUACAGAAUAAUUUUUUUUUUUUUGUUUUAUUUGCUAUUCCAGGUUAUUAGGUAAGACUGUAAUGUAUAUUUCUGCUUUUAUUAGGUGAGAAUGGAAAGCGAAAUGGCAGAUGCCAUUAUGGAGGAUUCAGAGACCUUCAUGAAGAGGAAAGAAACCAAAACCUAUCAGAGACGUCGUGAGGGUGGGGCUGAUGAUGAUGGCUGUGUUAUAGUCCAAGCACAAGCAGAUGUAAGUGAAGUACCCCAUGAUGUUAACAGCAAUGUUCAGAUGGUGAUGAUGGAACAGCUUGACCCCACCCUCUUGCAAAUGAAAACAGAGGUAAUGGAAGGCGUGAUUCCUCAAGAAGGAGAUGGUACCGUGGAUGACACACAGAUUAUAACAUUGCAGGUUGUAAAUAUGGAGGAACAGCCUAUUAACUUGGGCGAGCUUCAGCUUGUCCAGGUGCCAGUAGCUGUUCCUGUAGGCACUGCAGGUGAACUUCAUACAGCUUAUGAGAAUGAAGUCUCUAAAGAAGGUCUUCAGGAAGGAGAGCCAAUGAUUUGUCACACAUUGCCUCUUCCAGAGGGUUUCCAAGUUGUUAAAGUUGGUGCAAAUGGAGAAGUGGAAACACUUGAACAAACAGAGCUACAUCCUCAAGAUGACCCUGGCUGGCAGAAGGAUCCUGAUUACGUGCCCCCUGUUAAAAAGACAAAGAAAACCAAGAAGAGUAAACUCCGCUAUACAGAAGAAGGGAAAGAUGUUGAUGUGUCAGUUUAUGAUUUUGAAGAAGAGCAACAGGAAGGUCUACUUUCUGAUGUGAAUGCAGAAAAAGUAGUUGGAAAUAUGAAGCCUCCAAAACCAACAAAAAUUAAGAAGAAAGGUACGUUCGUAAAGUGUAUCUGCUUUCUAAACUGUCAGGGCUUUUCAUAAACCGUUAAAUAUAUGUCUUAGUUAGAGGCAGUAACUAUGUAAGUAGAUGUUCAACUUCAGUAAGGUGUACUCAUUGUACAGUAAGAGAUGUCAAUACCAUUUCUUUGUCACUUUAAACUAGAUUUAUUUAGAGUGGUUAUUUGUUCCUAGUUUUGAACCCAAAAGUGUAUCCCCUCUUCAAUUUAGUGGACCUUGCCUAGUAGUAACAGACCUAUAUUUAUAAGGUCUCCAACUGCCCACACUAUUUACUGUAAUGCUACUGCCUUUUACAGCACAAUGUGUUAACUUUAUCUUGUCUCCUCCUCUAUUGAACAUUAAUCACACACAGGAGUCAGCUGCAGGGAAUUAACAGCACUAUAUAAGAACUGAUGCAUUAUACACACUGCAAUAAGGGAAGUACAUAGUGAAGCCGUGUGUGUCACAGCCAGGGGAUGACGGGACGAGUGGCUAAGGCUGCAAAAGCAAAGUGAUUUAACUCCUAAAUGGCAGUGAAAUUUCAAGAGAACGAUCUGUAAACCAACACCAUUUGUUUGAGCCUAGAGCAGGAUUGCCCCUAAAAGGUAGAUCUCCAGAUGUUGUAGAACUACAACUCCUUUGCUUUGCAUGGCUUUACAAUAACAAAGUCUCAUGAAAGCUGUAGUUUUAAAACAUCUGGGGAUCUGCCUUUUGGGCACCACUGAAUAUCCCUUUAAAUCUCUACUUGAUAAAAGUUAUGAGACUGAGGUCAUGUAGUUGUAUGUGUAGAUACUACUUGUUUAUUUUUGCCUAUUAAUUAUUUAUAUGGUGGGGUGUGUGUGUUUGUUUGUGUUUAAAAAUGGCACAAACCAAUUGUAGUUUCUAAAAUGUGUGCAAAUUGUUCACUCCUGUUUUGCUUGUUUGUUUGCAUAGGUGUAAAGAAAACAUUCCAGUGUGAGCUGUGUAGUUACACCUGCCCCAGACGUUCUAACUUGGACCGCCAUAUGAAAAGCCACACUGACGAACGACCACAUAAAUGUCAUCUCUGUGGAAGGGCUUUUCGAACAGUUACUUUGCUUAGGAACCAUCUAAAUACCCACACAGGUCAGUUUUAUACAUGUGUUUUAUUCUUCUCCACCUCCACCAUCCGGUUCAUUUGUAAAACAUAAACCGCUUUUCAUCAGCCAACUUGUAAAUACACAACCUGGCCAGUAGUAUGUGGACACCUGAUAACUAUAUGAGCUUGCUGGAGUUUCCAUUCCAGUAUGGAGUUGCCAUCCCCUAUGCAGUUUUGACAGCAACCACUCUUCUGGGAAGACUUUACACAAGAUUUAAGAUUGGGUGUCUUCAUGACCUUCUGUCUGUGCACAGAGGUAUAACUGUAGGAAAGGGCCUUCCCCAAUUGUUUUCUCAAAGUUUUUAAAGUACCCAAUUGUUUUGUAAUAUUCUAGCAUAAAAAUAACUAUUCACUGAAACUAAAGGCUUGACCCAAAAGCAGAAUUAUCUCUCCUGCAGAAAACGUUACAGUAGGCACUAUAUAUCACAGUAGGCAGCACAUUCUCCUGGUCAUAGUGCAUGGAAUCUGUAUGUGCAGUGUUUGUCUAUGAAAGACACAUACAUGCUUUAAGUCUUCUGCUGGCAGUCAUGUGAAGUCUGUGUAUAUUUGAUGUAUAAAGUCAGCAUUCACACACAGUCUAUUGCAUUUAAGAUUUUUAGAGGUACAAUGACACCAAGUGUCCACCGAUUCAUAAUAAGAGACAGGGUCUCUCCGAGCUGAUUGUGACCAAUUGCACAGCACAGUUCACAAUCGGCUGGGAAGUCAUGCUUAAUUCACUAUUACAGAAAAAUGUGAUGGCGACAACAUUCCACUAUGUUUUCGCUUGGAAACCUAUGUGCUGGAAGUAGAGUUAAUGCUGGAUUUGGGUUAGGGAUAGCCCAUGGCAGGGGUAGGCAAUCUUCAACACUCCAAAUGUGGAAUACAUCUCCCCUGAUGCUUUACCACCAGUAUUAUGGCUGUAAUCGCAUUACAGGAGAUGUAGCUCACAACUUCUGGUGUCCCUAGGGGUAAGGGUAUCCUAAAUUAAAGAGGAAUCCUAAAUUAAGGUGGAAAACACUAAACAAAUUCUAGGUUUUGUUUUUACUCAGAUCUUGGACUGUUGCAGGUUAAACAUGUUGCUUCACUUUAUACAGGAACUAGGCCACACAAAUGUCCUGAUUGUGACAUGGCCUUUGUAACCAGUGGGGAGUUGGUGAGACAUCGUCGUUAUAAACAUACACAUGAGAAACCUUUUAAGUGCUCGAUGUGUGAUUAUGCUAGUGUUGAGGUAAGAAACGUUUGCCACUGAAAAUUGUUUGUAUAUGUUGUUUUAUUAUCAAACUGCAAAUUUAUGUAAAUUGUGCAACUACAUUUUUAAAGGCACCAUUGUGCAAUUAAAUUUUUAAAGGCUCCAAGCACCAUAACCACUACAUACUGUUGAAGUAGCUAUGCUGCCAGGAAUGUCCUUGCUCUUCCCUAGAGUAAUUUGUUAGAAUGGUUUGGCAAUUUACCUGGAUCCUGCCUGGUGCCUUUUGCAGAAGAAUCCAGUUGAGGUAAACAGGGCUGUUAAUGAAGGUUGAGAUCAUUAGCUGAGUUCUGUCCUGUGUCAGACCUAUUUCAGCUGAAUGAAAAAGACACAUACAUUCUGCAGAAGAAGCCAGGUCGGGUUAUAGGUGCCUGGGGAACUCAAGUAAGUAGAAUAGUUUUACAAGUUGUUACUUUGUGAUUGGGACAUGACACUGACAUCAUAACCAUUACAGCUUGCUCCAGUUGUUCUGGCCCAUGAUAAGUGUUUUUUGUGUGUGAUAAUUCUAGGUACUAUUUCAUUAUUUUUCUUUUUUAACCUACAAGGGGAAAAAAGGGCCAUUUUUUUUGUGGUGUAAUUCAUAAAAGUCUUCAUGUUGAAUCCUGACUUGAUUAGUUUUCACCAGGCAGAGGGAAGGCUUAAUCUAAUCCUUGACUGUCAGUGAUCUGAUUCUGAUGACAUGCAGUGCAUUUUCAGUUUAGAGUGCUGUAUAUUUCUCUUUUUCAAAUUUCCAGUGACACCAUAACGAACUGAUCUGAAAGGAGUCCUUCAUAAAUUUUAACUAGUUAUGAGAAUUUGCCUUAUUUUCUGUAGAGACCUGGGUGUUGUAUGGCAGUAGUUAUUAGGGGUUUCAAUUGGACACUUUUUUUUUUUUUUUUUUUGCUUGCCAAAUGUGGACAUUUAAAUAUUUCUAAAUCGGCUCAAAAAGUUUAGAUACUCAUGUAGCCAUUUGUGCUAAACUGGAUGUGUUCCUAUUUUUGGAAUAGUCUGGAUAAAUUAAGUGUGUGGUAAAUUUAGAGAAUAGUAAAUAAUAGCUUACUAUUCUGCAAUUUAUCCUUUAUUUCCUGGAUACCUACCAAAUGUUCGUAUUUUAUGUGGUAUGGUUAAGUCUUCUUUAAAUUUAAUUAUUGCUUUAAUUAAAGACUUGACUCUGUCUAAUAUGACUUCCUUUUAAUUUUAGGUCAGCAAAUUGAAGCGCCACAUUCGUUCCCACACUGGGGAGCGACCUUUCCAAUGCAGCUUGUGCAGCUAUGCUAGCAGGGAUACUUACAAACUUAAGAGACACAUGCGAACCCACUCUGGUAAGUAAUAUAAAUUCAUUUUUUCUAGAUGCAACACCCAAAAUUUAUUUUCAGUGUGUUUGUGGUCUCUCCUCCGCAUUGUUAAAUUUGUCCAGUGUGUGUGUGUGUGUGUGUAGGAAUAGCUGCAGCCAUGCACAUACCUUGUGGGCAACUUGCCAAAACUUUGAACCCUUGAUACAAACAGCAAGAGUAUGGAUGCUUCCAGCUAAAUGAGCAAUUACACUCUCUUAAUGAGUACUGCUGCAGUAUAAACUACUUAUUCACAUUCCUGAGCAAGUAUUUAAUAUGAGAUUUGGCUCUAAAGAGCAGAACUGGAAACUGGUAUUUCCUGGUCAAGGAGGAUUCUGCUGACAACACUUGCUGUUGCAAGCACAACAAUGUUAUGGUGUUUUUUUUGUGUGCAUGUGUAUGCUUCUACCUGUUCUGUUUUUAAAUGGCUUUCAAAUGUUUGGCAUGCACCAUUUUAUAGAGAUCAUGGCUAAUAAAUAAAUAGUUAGUGGGGAAUUUUUUUUUUUUUUUUUUAUUUAUUUUUUUUUGUUCCCCCUCUAACCACCUAAUAUCAGUGACACCUGCUCUGUCAGAAUUUAUUUCCUAAUGCUUUCUCAAGCAGAAAAGGUAUUAAUGCGAACAGUUUUGUUUUUUCAGGUGAAAAGCCAUAUGAAUGCUACAUCUGUCAUGCUCGCUUUACCCAGAGUGGUACCAUGAAAAUGCACAUUUUACAGAAGCACACUGAAAAUGUGGCAAAAUUUCAUUGUCCUCACUGUGACACAGUUAUUGCAAGAAAGAGUGACUUGGGUGAGUAUUUGUGGCAUCACUUUUCUUUGUAAAAUUUAAAUGUCUCUACUGUUAACAAAUCCAUGCUAACGAAAUUUAAAAAACACAUUUUAAUACACUUUCUGUGAUAUUUUGACACAAUUUAUAAAUCGCUUUAAUAAUAUAAUGUGUAUAUACAAAUUAUAUAAUGGCUUUUUAUAAUAUAUUGUGGGUCAUGGUUUUAACUAUAACUUCCUUUUUUAAAUCAGGGGUCCAUUUGCGAAAACAGCACUCCUAUAUUGAACAGGGAAAGAAAUGUCGCUACUGUGAUACUGUGUUCCAUGAGCGUUAUGCUCUGAUCCAACAUCAGAAGUCUCAUAAAAAUGAAAAGAGAUUUAAAUGUGAUCAAUGCGAAUAUGCUUGUAGACAGGUAAGAGGAUUAUUGAAUGGUUAAUUUUGUGCUGAUUUGUAUAUAACUAGUACUUGUACAAUUGACUUAAUGGAGUCAUGUUUCUAAACAUGUUAAUACAUAUUUCUUGCGUCCCUUUACAAGCUAAAGAUUGUCUCUUGAUUAAAUUUUUUUGCUUUUCAGUAUUGUUACUAAAUUAGAACUUUCAUUUCCAUAUUUUACACUAGUCUUGUUUUUCCUUUUUCUUCAGGAGCGCCAUAUGAUAAUGCACAAACGGACCCAUACUGGUGAGAAACCCUAUGCCUGCAGCCAUUGUGAUAAAACCUUCCGCCAGAAACAGCUUUUGGACAUGCAUUUCAAAAGAUACCAUGAUCCCAGCUUUGUCCCUGCAGCUUUUGUUUGUUCUAAGUGUGGGAAAACAUUUACUCGCAGGGUAAGGAUGUCUCAGUGUAGUCCCAAUAUUGGCACAUGAAUGUGUCUGAAAUGAAAGUACUGUUCUCUAUGAAAUAAUUUGCUUACCCAUGGCUAGUUAGUUUCACACUUUUUUUAUCUGUAAUAUUUGAAUUUAAACUAGAAAUGUUAUUUGCAGUUAGUUGACUUUGCUUUUGAACAAUUUUACUUUAAAAAAUAAAAUAAAAUUAUUGCUCUAAACUUUAAAAAAAGGGGGAGGGGGGGUUUGAAAUGUUUUAAAACCCAUUCUUCCAAGCUCUAGCACCCUGAACCACUUUCGAGAGCAAGUGGCGAGACACAGGGAUCUGUACAUUUGAAAGGUUCUCGUGAACUGUGUAUUUUAACUGGAGUAUGUACCUGACCGUAAAAAGGCACACUAUGCACCAUAAUAAUUUUAAUGUGAUUUCAGUUAGCGUGCUCAGCUGUCCCUUCACUUUUUUUCCCAAAACAAAGUUGUUUGUCCAGUACAAAACUUUUUUUUUUUUUUUUUAAAUAAUGCUUGUUAUUGCAUACCCAACAGAAUACAAUGUCUCGACAUGCUGAUAAUUGCACUGGACCUGAUGGUACAGAUGGUGAAAAUGGAGGGGAUGGUGAAAUUAUUCACAAGAAAGUGAAGCGUGGACGUAAAAGAAAAAUGCGUUCUAAGAAAGAAGGCUCCACAGAUAGUGGUAAGAGUUUGAGUGACUGCAGAUUUAUUAGAAAUAAAGUUCUUUGAAAUUAUUUUACAAAUAAGACUUCUCAGGGGAUAUAACAUUAAUAAAUAUAUACAGGGUCAGCCCAACUGGUAAUUUGUUCAUCAAUAAGGCUAUGCAAAGUACAGUACAGGAGGCAAGAAAAUGUUGCCAUCAGUAGAAGAAACAUAAAAUUGUGGGUCUAACGAAAGUCAUUUUCAUCAGAUUCUAUACAGACUUAUAAACAUAUAAUUGCAUUAUUGGAAAACCAGAAUAUUUAAAGUUAUAAUAGAAUGAGGGGUAACCGCUUAAUGAUCAAAGGCUAAGUCUGUGUUAUUCUGGUGUCCAUAAGGAUUUGUCCCAUUUUGUAGCAAAAUUGAAAAUGUCUGCGUAUUUUACUAUGUUUAAACAUAGAAUAUAAUCUCUAGUAAAAUACUUGUUAUGCUAAUUUAAAGGUUUGCUGUAUAUUUGUAUUUCAGACAGACCUAUGCAGUCAGUAAAUUUAGUUAUCAUCUUGGACUGCCUGGCUCCUGAAAUUAUGCAUAACUAUAAAAUUUGUAUUGGCUAAUAUCUCCACAUUUACUUUUGGUUGAAAGUAUGUUAAUGUGCAAGAUGCUUGCUGGCAUGCAAACUCUGACUGCAUCAUCUACUCUUGGUGCUUACUAGACUUUUUUUUUUUUUUAUAAAUCUUUAUUUUCAUGCGAUAAAAGGACAGACAUGUUAAUAUUGCCGCAAUCCAUAUGUACAUGGCUCACAGGAACAUGCUACAUUAAAUAUACUGUUAAGAUACAUUUCGCAUUUUUUAUUUUUUUAUUUUUUUAAGUUAUAUUGGGCUGGGAUGUUGUAACGUGGGCCUUAACUGUGGAAGUUUUGGGUGAGUGUUCACUCGACUAUGUGUGCCAGCGCAGUUACCUUGAAGCCAUCUAGCGUGUGGGGCAUGCAGUAUUCGAUAAGCUUUUGUUUGUGGGAGACAAAUCCCCAUCUGAUCUCUGGUAUCUGUUUGGUUAUGGUACUCCAUAUGGUGUUCAGGGCUAGAGCCGUGUUUGGUGUGUGGGGAGUCGUGGCACUCCCUUCAGCGGCAUCCUAUAUGGUUUUAGGUUAUGUCUAUUAUACCUUCCUUCAUACGCUGCAUGGCUCUUGCCUGGACUGGAGGUGCGCUGUGUGGCUUAGCUAAGUAUAGUGAUGAAGGUGGCUGUGUGUAAGCAUGCUGUAAUAAAUGUUUGAGUCUAGUGGGUGUCUAGGUGGGUGGGAGCUGUAUGGAAGCCUAUCUGCGCCCAGAGGGCAAAGAACCCACGGCGUGAGAGGAGGAAGAAAGCGUUAGACUAUGUGUGAGUGUAAGGCUCCCGUGCUGGUAGUACCCUAUUACCCCAGGGCGGGGGGGGGGGAGGGAGGGAGUUGUCGCCAGAGCCGGCUGGUGGGGCCUCCAAUAGGUCGCUAUCCCACUAUAACAGAAAGAGGUGAACCAGUAAUACUAACGCUUGUAAGCGUAACUAAACAUUUUAGUAAGAGAGUCUCAGUAAAAGUCCAAAAGUCCCAGACCGAGCGCGUCGUUUCAGGACUUGGUGUCUCCAUGGGGUCUGGGUGUAGCCGUUGUUGUUGCUUCAACCCUCCUGGGUCGGUGGCCUGGCAGUGGCAUUGAAGUUGUCGGCAGAGUUGGGAGUCCCAAUGUCGCCAUUAGAGCUGGGCCCUCAGAGGGAUCCGUGGCCUUGUAAUGUUUGUUGUCUUUGGUAACCCAUAGGGUCCCCGGAGUCGACCACUUGUAGGUAAUGCCUGCUGCGUGGAGUGGUUUAGUAAGUGGUUGCAUUUGUUUGCGCCAUAGUAGUGUGGCUCUGCUCAGGUCUUGAAAAAAGGAUAAUCGGCAAUCCUCAAAUUCCAUAGGAGUCUUUCCCUGGAGCGCUGCUAAAAGUCCCAAUUUGUCUGACAUAGACUGGCACCGUAAUAUGAUGUCUCGCGGUGCUGCGCUGGGUGCCUGCGGGGAUUUCGCAAUUCUGUAGACUCCGUCGAAUAAGAAGGUUUUGGCUUGUCUGGUUGGAAGUAGUGCAGCUACGAGGCGUCUGAUGAAAUGUGGUAGUUCCUCCAGUGGGAUGGAUUCCUGCACCCCUCUGAUUUUGACGUUUUUGCGUCUCCCCCUGUCGUCCAGUAGGUUGACUUGUCUGGAGAGGGCAGUCUGUGUGGUGGUUAGUUUUUGUACUUUCUCCCCCAGCUCUUGUAGGCCUUGUUUCAGGGUUUCCACUUCAUUCUCUGUAGCUUGUGUACGUAGUGUCACAGCAUUUACAUCCCCUUUUAGCACUGCCAGGUCAGCCUCCCACAUUUGCCUGAGGUUUUGUUGCAGGCUUGUCAGCAUGGCCUGGAUAUCACUCCUGGAUGCUGGGGCAUUAUCCUCCAUUACCCGUGGGGGAGCUGCAUGACAUGGAGUGAGUGGGCUAUCAGGUGGUUCUCCUUCCUCUGAGGGCAGUGGAGAGGAGUCCCGAUGGGACGUGGUCUGCGCUGCACUUGGGGCCUGCAACAUCUGGCCUAUGUCGCGCUGGGGCCUUGGGGUAUGUGUGGGUGGUUUCUGAGACUUGCGCCCCAUCUCACCUGUGUGUGGCAGGCUGUGGUACCAGUCUUCCAGAGCAGGUGAGCCCCAGGGCCAGAUUCCCUCCUCUGAGUCUCUCUGCCGUCCGCCCGCGUGGUAGGCCUUACCGCCUCUGCGUCGUGUUUUGGAGCCGGGCGCAAGAAAAAACGGCAUCGGCGGCUUCGGCUGGCUGUCCUGGUUUUAGACCCAGCGUCUGUGACCUAGGUCGGUAUCGGGUGCUCCCAAAUCGGCUGGAUUAUGAGUAUCCAAGCGGGAGCUCCACUAUUGUGCGUCCGCUCGGUUCCGUUGUCAGGCUCCGCCCUCGGUGCUUACUAGACUUGUGCACAAAUCUUGUUCAGCUAUGGUGAACCAAUCAAAUGCCUGUUAAAGGGACACUAUAGUCACCUGAACAACUUUAGCUUAAUGAAGCAGUUUUGGUGUAUAGAACAUGCCCCUGCAGCCUCACUGCUCAAUCCUCUGCAAUUUAGGAGUUAAAUCCCUUUGUUUAUGAACACUAGUCACACCUCCCUGCAUGUGACUUGCACAGCCUUCCAUAAACACUCCCUGUAAGGAGAGCCCUAUUUAUGCUUUCUUUAUUGCAAGUUCUGUUUAAUUAAGAUGUUCUUAUCCCCUGCUAUGUUAAUAGCUUGCUAGACCCUGCAAGAGCCUCCUGAAUGUGAUUAAAGUUCAAUUUAGAGAUUGAGAUACAAUUAUUUAAGGUAAAUUACAUCUGUUUGAAAGUGAAACCAGUUUUUUUUUUUUUUUCAUGCAGGCUCUGUCAUAGCCAGGGGAGGUGUGGCUAGGGCUGCAUAAACAGAAACAAAGUGAUUUAACUCCCCAUAUGACAGUGAAUUGAGCAGUGAAAUUGCAGGGGAAUGAUCUUUACACUAAAACUGCUUUAUUUAGGUGACUAUAGUGUUCCUUUAAUCAUUGGACUAACUGGUCCACUCACAUGGAAAAUCAUAUGUGUUUCAAAGCUGCGUAUCCAGCAAACACAGACUCUAAGGAAUCCAUGUUUAAAAUGGAAAGAGGCAAACAUUUGAUUCUUUGUAAACUAAUUUGCAUAUACCCACCCAGAAUCCUAGCAACAUCACUGCAAAUUUGUGAUUUCUGUGGGAAAAGCAAGUCUUAUGGCUUGACUGGUGUGCAGAUUUUUGCUUAACAUUGUAUUGACUAUCCACAGACUUAAGGUGGAUUCAGCAUAUCCACUUCUUUACAAUGCUUCAAAUACGUAUAACCAAUGUCCACAAAUCCUGUUCAGGUGCAUUGAACACCUGUUUUUCGCUAGAUCAACUAAUCUGUGUUUUUGAUUUGCAAUAUGAGUGGACCAGUUAGUCCAAUGAUUAACAGGCAUUUGAUUGGUUCACUAUAGCUGAAAUGGAAAGAGGCAAAAAUGUGAUUCCUUGUUGAACUCAUUUGCAGUAGUAACAUCAGUGCAAAUUUGUGGAAGGGGUUUUCAAUCACAAUUUUCCCUCACCAUAACUUUUGGGUUUGUGUGUGUGUAUAUGUAUAUAUGUGUUUGUAUAUACAUUCACACAAUAUAAAUUAUAUAAGAUAUAUUUUUUUUGUUGUUGUUAUGACUUUGAUUUAACUUUAUGCUGACAACCCCAAAUACAGUAGUAUAUUGAUGGAAUUUAAUUUUCAUGAUAAUGUAUUUUAAUCCCCCUUCCCAUAAUUUUCAGAGGACAAUGCUGAACCGGAACUUGAUGAUGAUGAGGAUGACGAUGAAGAUGAAGAUGAGGAUGAGACACCAGUAGAGAUAGAAGCAGAAAAUGAACCAGAACCACCUCUGUCUCCUGUCCCUCCUCCUGCAAAAAGACGCCGUGGAAGGCCGUCUGGCAAAGCUAAUCAAGCUAAACAAAGUACGUUUCUAUUUUUUCACACAACACUGUGGUUCCAACAUUAAAAGGGAAAGUCACCUCUGCACUCCUUGUGCUUAUUAUGCCUUGAGUCUAUAGAGAAGUGUCAUGUAAGUACAUGGAACACUUGUGCAUUCCUGCUAUAGUGCUGUAGGCAUGAUCAGCCUGUACCAGGACACCCAGACAUUUUAUAAAACACAUAAAAUAACAUUGUCUAUAAUUUAUAUUUCAUUUUAUAAGCAGCCAUAUUUACAGUUGGUUUAAAUUUCCCUUUUUAUUUCCUCCCCUCCAGCUGCAGCUCUAAUUCAGGUAGAGGAUCAGAGCACAGGACAAAUUGAGAGCAUCAUUGUCCAAGUGAAGAAGGAGUCAGACCUUGAGUCAGAGGUUGUGGUGGGAGCUUCUGUCCCACACCCUACUGUGGAAGCUCCUAAUGGUGACCUCACACCAGAGAUGAUUUUGAGCAUGAUGGACCGGUGA